Actinia tenebrosa (Australian red waratah sea anemone) is the source of this 2063-nucleotide messenger RNA. Its product is annotated as TBCC domain-containing protein 1. Lineage: Eukaryota; Metazoa; Cnidaria; Anthozoa; Actiniaria; Actiniidae. Gene Ontology annotation, biological process: maintenance of centrosome location; maintenance of Golgi location. The record is from RefSeq and is a predicted model, not a curated record. Gene Ontology annotation, cellular component: spindle pole centrosome.
GCAUUACUAAUACGAAAUAUGGCGGGCAGGAGGAGGAAGGCGCGAAGCCCUUCAAACCUUUCAAACCCUUUUUUAUUCAAAACCUUACGCUAAAAACCACUGAAUUUCUUAUAUCAUGGAGGUGACAACUCUGGCUUUGUGGGUUCGUGCUGAACCGUUUGAUUCUGGCGCCAUUCAUAGCCCAUUACCCCCAAAACUAACGCUUCAUAAUCUGCACAAAUUGUGUAUCUACUCAAGGAGUAAAGGCAAAGCAGGCUUUCCUAGCAUCACCUAUUCUCUGUGGAAACAUGUGGCUUGUAACAAGCUGGGGAUAUCCAAUGAUCAAGCUUGGAUGUAUUUUGAAACAUUUGACAUGCUUACCCAAUCAAGCUUUAAGGAUUCCCGUACCUGGAAAAGACAGUAUCUACACUGCAAAACCCAAGAAGAAAUAGAAAAUUUGAGGGACUUGAUGUCAGUUGACACCUUGCAGUUCGUUCUAUUCUUAUUUAUUCAACAAAUUCAUAAAAUUUCCUUCAAGGCUUCUCUUGUGUCUGGAGGUGAAGAAUGGCCAACUCAUUCCAGAUCACCAGACUUGGAUCACAAAGGAUCAAUUGCCAUCAAGAGUCUUGAUGAACAUGACUAUAUGAUGUUCAUUCUUCAUCAUCUUAAUGAAAUUCUUGAACUUCUUAUGGAGCCAGAAUCCACCAUGAACUCAAACACAAGUGAAUCCUGUUUGACUCUGGAAGCUGUGGAUGCACUAGGAUUUUUGUUUGUAGGUACAGUGGAUAGCAAAAAAGUCCAACCUCUUGAAGAGCUGGCAAGGAUACAAUCUGAAACAAGUAAAAGUGGCUAUUCUAAAAUCUGCAGGACAUUUUCAUUCCGUGAUUUCCAGAGUUGGUUAAGAUCUAAUUUGCAGAUCAAUCCAUUUGGAGUGUCAGUAAUCCUGUCACAUGGUAGUAAGCACAAAGAUAUUUUGAGCCUCAGUGAUACGUUUGAUGAUCACAGCAUAGUAAAGCACAGAGAAUCAGAUAACAAGGACCCCUCACUUAAGGGAAGGAUCAUGAGUAACAUUAUCUAUGCACCAAAGAACUUAAAGCUUGUCAUCAUGUCUCAAGUUUGUAAACAGACUGUUGCCAAGGCUAGCGACAUCUAUGCUGGCAGUGAUGUCAAAAUACACAGAUGUCAUUACUCAUACAUAUAUAUCUUGUGUCCACUAAGGUCAGUGACAGUACAAAAAUGUCACAAUUCUACAAUAGUUCUUGGAUGUGUCAAGACAUUGGUCAAUAUUAUUGCCUGUGAGAAUGUGACUUUUGUCAUGGUCUGUAACAGGGUGGCCAUCAGUGGAUGUGUAAACUGUACCUUCCACUUAUGUUGUCCUACCAGACCAUUGAUCCUGACUGGUAAUGAGAACCUCACCUUGGCACCUUAUCAUACCUUCUAUCCCAAGCUGGAGGAACAUCUGAAGAGUGAAUGGGGAGUGAUUACGACUACUAAUGAAUGGAAUAGACCUUUGCUGUUAGGUAACGGUCAUUCAGAGAUUCUUGAAGUUCAGGACCCACCAGAUGUAUAUCGUGAGCUGCCUGUACAGGAAUUCUUUACCUUCAACAUACCAUUCAGUAUGAAAGGAUCUACUGAGGCAUCACCCAUUCCUCUACCAAAAAAAUAUGAAGACGCUUUGCAGGAAAGGGAAAAUGUAAUUAACAACUGGUAUCAAAUGGUCAAGAACUUGAGUCUUAACAAACCACAAAGACAACAGUUACAAAGUGUUGUCCAAAACAGAUUUCAGGAGUGGUUAGCUGACAGCAACGAAGCCAGUCAACUCAAUGGCCUGGUUCCAUCGGCACAUACAAGCAAGCAUUGAUGAUAAACAAAGUUGCACAUGACAUUCUUAAUCACGGUAGGGCAUUUAUACACAAACACUCUAAAGCAACCAGCUAAACUAAGAAGAAAGACAUGAAAAAAUAUUACCGUUGAUUGCCAGCAAAAAAAUUAGUAGGUCUUCCUUUAUACUCUCCUACUUUUGGAGCAAUAAAAGAAAUACAAAAAUAUAGUCAUGGGCUUCCUGUGGCAUAUUUUAACUUGAA